Pseudoliparis swirei is the source of this 775-nucleotide messenger RNA. RefSeq names its product adaptor related protein complex 1 subunit sigma 1 (gene ap1s1). Lineage: Eukaryota; Metazoa; Chordata; Actinopteri; Perciformes; Liparidae. The transcript is spliced from 6 exons. The coding region runs from base 226 to 699 and encodes 157 amino acids. Gene Ontology annotation, cellular component: AP-1 adaptor complex; membrane coat; intracellular membrane-bounded organelle. Gene Ontology annotation, molecular function: clathrin-cargo adaptor activity. The record is from RefSeq and is a predicted model, not a curated record. Gene Ontology annotation, biological process: vesicle-mediated transport; intracellular protein transport.
UGCUCGCUGUAGCAGGGAAUGGGUCCAGCUCCUCUUACUGUACGGUACCGGGCGCAGACAUGGACCGGCAGCGUUAGCUCUGUCUUCGCUUCCCUAGACGUACGAUAGUCUGUUCCGAGUAGUUUGUUAAACUAAAACAACAAAUGGAAGUGUGCACCUGCGUUACCUUCACCUGGCUUCACGUCGGCGCAGCCUGCAAGCUAACAGGCCGCAGAACAGCACACGAUGCGCUUCAUGCUGCUCUUUAGCCGGCAGGGGAAGCUGCGACUGCAGAAGUGGUACACGGCCACAGCGGAGCGCGACAAGAAGAAGAUGGUGAGGGAGCUCAUGCAGAUCGUGCUCGCCCGAAAACCAAAGAUGUGCAGCUUCCUGGAGUGGAAGGACCUCAAGAUCGUCUACAAAAGGUACGCCAGCCUGUACUUCUGUUGCGCAAUAGAAGAGCAGGACAACGAGCUCAUCACCCUGGAAGUCAUCCACCGCUUCGUAGAGCUGCUGGAUAAAUACUUUGGCAGCGUGUGUGAGCUGGACAUCAUCUUCAACUUUGAGAAGGCCUACUUCAUCCUGGACGAGUUCCUGAUGGGAGGAGAGAUCCAGGACACGUCCAAGAAGAGCGUCCUGAAGGCCAUCGAGCAGGCCGACCUGCUUCAGGAGGAGGACGAGUCCCCCAGGAGCGUGCUGGAGGAAAUGGGCUUGGCCUAGAACGCCGCAGGCUGUUAAGACUUUAGAUACUGAAGCGGGGGGGUGGGAUGAGAAGGAGAGAGAGAGAGAGAGAGAG